Messenger RNA from Geodia barretti, 4359 nucleotides. The record is from the annotation of a GenBank genome assembly. NCBI's taxonomy places the organism in Eukaryota, Metazoa, Porifera, Demospongiae, Tetractinellida, Geodiidae.
AACCAGACAAUCAAGUUGCUGCUCAUCAUGUUUCUGAUACUGUUUGUUGUUCUACUACGGAUUGGUCAAGGCCUCUCCCAGUGUUAUGUUAUAGCAGACUGUACAGGAAGUUCUGUUACUGCAUCCACCGCGAGAGGAUGCUGUGUAGCAACUAAUGAUGGCCUUUCUUUUCAAAGUGAUGGAGUCUGCAGCACUUGCAUUGUUCAUGGGUUUGGGAAUACAGGGUAUAGUGUGCAAGAGGGUGAGGCACUCAAUAUCCUUUUCGAACCUAAUGUAAAGGGGAAUGACGCAGUUCAGCAGUUUUCUGCCCAGUUUACUUUCCAUACCUGGAAAUGUAACAGUCGAGUAUGACAGUUCUGAAAGGCCAGUACUGUUCCACCAAAUUUCUUCUUCCAACGCCAUAUCAGUCCAAGUGAUUGCGUUGUAUGUGCAGUCAAACAAGAGGAUUACGCUGCGUUUCACACCAGAUAAUCCUGCCAUUGUCCCUCAGCUUGAGGGUGUAGGAGAGUAUGUGAGAGAUGCUGCAGUAGUCAAUGUCACUAACAAUGAAGCUUUAGGUAUGGCUAUGGUGACAAUUGGAUUCACACAGAGAAGUCAGACCGUAUCGGAAGCAAGUGUCUUGCCUGGCCGUGAUCUGCUUCACUUACCUGGCAUUGCAGCAGCAGCUCAAACACCGGCUACCAGGGAUUAUACAGUUGUCUUCGAACACAUUGAGUUCAGCAGCACAGCAAUCGUUAAUGGGAUUCCAGUCGAUCCCGGAUUGGAUGCUCUGUUUGGCUUAGGAAGUGGCAGGCCACUCCAGUACCUCAGCCUGCUGAGUUUAGGAGAGGCUAUAAUAUCACCGCCGUCUGUAGCCAUAAGAAAUGAUUUCGUAAUUGAGGAAUUAGAGUGCUUCACAAUUCGUAUAUUCAUCGAAGGUGGUGUUCCAUUCAUGUGUAACAACGAGGAUACAGCUUCUAAUUUCUCCUGCACUCACACAAUCUGUAUUGAAGAUGACGAUGGACCAUUUAUUGUGGAAUUUGUGAAGACAGUGUACACUGUUGAUGAGAGUGUAGGCUCAGUGAGUGUGUGUGUCAAUCUCACUCGACCAGAAACUGACAUUCUCGAUGAAACUGUACAAGUUUUUGUCAUUGAUAACCCCAACUCAACCUACAUCCCUGCUGGUGCUCCUUUGGCAAGUCCAGAUCCACCCGAUUUUCUCAGUAGAUAUUCAAUGAUAGAAGGCUCUGACUAUCAACAGCAAACUGCUGCACUCAACCUCAUUGAUGACAUUCUGAUUAGUGAAUUAAACAGAAUUAUCUGCUACAACCAGACAAUAUACGAUGACACACUUGUGGAGGCAAAUGAAUAUCUGGGCCUGUCACUUGGAGUGAGAGAUGGUGGAUCUACCACAGUAUUAACACUUGUAAACCCAAUGUAUGGCGAGGCAUCAAUCCUUAUCCUGGACAAUGAUGGACCAAUUUCUUUUGGUUUCGAUGCCACUGUGUACACAACAAGUGAGAGUCAGGGAAUGGUGGAAGUCAGGAUUGUUGUACAGACCCCAUCUACUGGAGGAACACCGCAACCAUUCUCUGUCUCAGUCAGUACCACAGAUGACACUGCAGUCGCUCCCGAUGACUAUGUGGCCAUUACUGGUCAGAUAAUACAGUUCAAUGUUGGAGAUACUAGUCACAGCCUCACACUCUCUAUUGCUAACGAUGAGAUGUGUGAGACCCCGAAUGAGAGCUUCUUUGUCAGGAUUUCUCUUGUUAGUAGUACUGGAUCCAUCGCCAUCUCUCCCUCACAAACCCAAGUCUUUAUCGAUGAUGUGAAUGAACCAGAGUGUGUGCCUACACUCUCACUAUCUUCUGGGACAUAUGUUGCACUAGAAAACGAGGGGUCAGUUGAAGUGUGUGUGGUACUCAACAUUCCUCUAAAUAUCCCUUUGGACUUGAUAAUCACUACUACUGCUACUAGCAGCACAGAUGGUGAAGACUUUGUUGGCGGGCAGUUUCCUUUGUUCUUGUUCCCGGGACAAACGCAGGAAUGCAUCAAUAUAACCGUCAUUGAUGAUGACACGGCACUAGAGGGAAGAGAGAUGUUCAGGGUGGAUCUCUCUACACUCUUCUUCCCUGUACCAAUAGAUAUAUCAACUGCCGAAGUAACCAUCAUUGACAAUGACAUGGUUGAGUGUCCCACUCUGAGUGAUCCUGAUAAUGGCAAUGUCAAUCUCAGUGGAAACACUUUCGGACAGACAGCAGAGUACACAUGUAACACUGGCUUCAAUCUGAUUGGAGACUCAAUAUUGAUUUGUGGUGCUGACGGCCAGUGGACUGGAAACCCUCCUGCAUGCGAGGCUGUCCAGUGUCCUACUCUCGAUAGUCCCAUGAAUGGCUCACUGCUAAUAUCUGGAACUGGUGUUGGUGUUUACCAGGAUACUGCAACAUAUGCAUGCGAAACUGGCUUCAAUCUGGUUGGCAUGUCGGAGCGUGUUUGUCAAAGUGAUGGCACGUGGAGUGGAUCUAACCCUACAUGCCAGUCGAUUGUGUGUCCCCUUCUGCGUGAUCCUGAUAAUGGCAAUGUCAAUCUCAGUGGAAACACUUUUGGACAGACAGCAGAGUACACAUGUAACAAUGGGUUCAAUCUGGUUGGAGAGUCAAUAUUGAUGUGUGGUGCUGAUGGCCAGUGGACUGGGGACUCUCCUGUAUGCGAGGCUGUCCAGUGUCCUACUCUCGAUAGUCCCAUGAAUGGCUCACUGCUAAUAUCUGGAACUGGUGUUGGUGUUUACCAGGAUACUGCAACAUAUGCAUGCGAAACUGGCUUCAAUCUGGUUGGCAUGUCGGAGCGUGUUUGUCAAAGUGAUGGCACGUGGAGUGGAUCUAACCCUACAUGCCAGUCGAUUGUGUGUCCCCUUCUGCGUGAUCCUGAUAAUGGCAAUGUCAAUCUCAGUGGAAACACUUUUGGACAGACAGCAGAGUACACAUGUAACGAUGGGUUCAAUCUGGUUGGAGACUCAAUAUUGAUGUGUGGUGCUGAUGGCCAGUGGACUGGGGACUCUCCUGUAUGCGAGGCUGUCCAGUGUCCUACUCUCGAUAGUCCCAUGAAUGGCUCACUGCUAAUAUCUGGAACUGGUGUUGGUGUUUACCAGGAUACUGCAACAUAUGCAUGCGAAACUGGCUUCAAUCUGGUUGGCAUGUCGGAGCGUGUUUGUCAAAGUGAUGGCACGUGGAGUGGAUCUAACCCUACAUGCCAGUCGAUUGUGUGUCCCCUUCUGCGUGAUCCUGAUAAUGGCAAUGUCAAUCUCAGUGGAAACACUUUUGGACAGACAGCAGAGUACACAUGUAACAAUGGGUUCAAUCUGGUUGGAGAGUCAAUAUUGAUGUGUGGUGCUGAUGGCCAGUGGAUUGGGGACUCUCCUGUAUGCGAGGCUGUCCAGUGUCCUAUUCUCGAUAGUCCCAUGAAUGGCUCAGUGUUAAUAUCUGGAACUGGUGUUGGUGUUUACCAGGAUACUGCAACAUAUGCAUGCGAAACUGGCUUCAAUCUGGUUGGCAUGUCGGAGCGUGUUUGUCAAAGUGAUGGCACAUGGAGUGGAUCUGACCCUACAUGCAACAUGGUUGUGUGUCCCACUCUGAAUGAUCCUAAUAAUGGCAAUGUCGAACUCAGUGGAAACACUUUUGGACAGAUAGCAGAGUACACAUGUAACACUGGCUUCAAUCUGAUUGGAGACUCAAUGUUGAUUUGUGGUGCUGACGGCCAGUGGAUUGGGGACUCUCCUGUAUGCGAGGCUGUCUCUCUUUCUUGCACUGCUACUGGAUUGUCAGAGGUUGUAGCAAUAAAUUGCAGUGGAGUUGGACCAGACACUUCUCUACAGUGUUCAUUUAGUGGUGGACCACUUCACUCAUGUAACGUACCAAUUCUACUGACAAGUAAUGUCAGUCCUCCUGGUAGUCGGUUUAACGUGACAAUAUUGGCAAGUACUGGAGGUGAGGACACUGUGACAUACGACAUAACAAACACCAAAACUGAUGUGCAAGCCAGCGUGCCUCCACUGGAGGUCGUUCUAACUGGUGGUUCACCUCGUGUGAAUGAGAGCUCUGUGGAGGCAGAGUUUGUAACCACCAGACCAGUGACUGGAGUGAGGUGCUUCCUCAGAUAUGAGAACAAAAAUGACUACAAAGACUGUUCUUCUGGUAGUGUGUCCUUCACAGGACUGAAGCCUGGACGCUAUGUCCUAAAGAUCUUUGCCUACAACAAGCUAACUGAUGUGGCAGCUAUGAAGAGAGUGGUUAAUGUGUAAUCUUUUGACAGAGUGGAUACUUUUAUUUUUCUGAACGCUGCAGUACUGUGUGGUGGUUUUGUCUAUAGAUAUUAUAGCUUUAG